GCAGACGUCGAUGCGCCGCCCACCGAGAGCGCUCUCGCCGCUGCGAGGCAAUUGAUCGAGGCGGACAUAAAAAGCGCCGGUGUCGAUGCCACACAGCUUCACCCCGCUCUCAUUCCCGCCGCUGGCUACUCCCCCUCCUUCUCCCCGGCUGUCCAGCAAGAACUUGACCGUCUGGAGGCGGAUGCGACGUCCAAGAUGUCUGGCAUCGACACGAAGCGUUACGAGGAGCUCGAGGCGCCGCCGAACACCUCGCCUACAAGCGACGAAGAUAAGCCUGAGCUGCUCGAACAGUGGAGGACCGCGCUGCAGCGUGCAUAUACCAGCGCCGAGUACGUGAACGGCCGGUUGACGCAACUAGGCCUGCUGGAGAAGUUUGGAAAGAAUACGUGGCUGGUCGGAAAUUCGCAGCUGGAAGAUAUCCUCAAGGCGCUCGAGGCGGAGCUCGCUGAGCUGAGGAAGCAGCAUGAGGAGGUGGAGAUUCUGAGGAGAUCACAGCAGGAGAGGGUGCAGGGCGAGAUCACGACGCUUGAGGAGACGUGGAAACGAGGUGUCGGUCGUGUGCUGGAGGCCGAGGUUGCGGCCGAACAAUUGAAGCAGCAGAUACUGGGGAGGAGACGCGCUGGUGCUGUGUGA
Messenger RNA from Westerdykella ornata, 633 nucleotides. RefSeq lists its product as uncharacterized. The record is from RefSeq and is a predicted model, not a curated record. Lineage: Eukaryota; Fungi; Ascomycota; Dothideomycetes; Pleosporales; Sporormiaceae. The annotation marks the transcript as partial. Gene Ontology annotation, biological process: mRNA processing. Gene Ontology annotation, cellular component: Prp19 complex; catalytic step 2 spliceosome; precatalytic spliceosome. The transcript has a single exon.